AUGACCAAAGAGACUGAGACUCUGGGAGUGGUCUUUCAGAGCGAGAACUUCAAUUAUAACCGCUACAACACAAACUACGGCAUGGACCCCUGGUCUUACCUGGAUAGUGCCGUGCCCGAAGAGAACCUGAGCAAACCCAGACUUCAUCCGGGAGACGACUUGGCAGCCAUAACCAUGCUCUAUGAACAGUGCAAGAAGGAACAGAAGCUUCCCAUUUGCAGUCGAAACGGUAGCAUCUGCAAACCAACUGAGAGGACUUCAAGCAAUGACCUGGUCUCAUUGGAGACAUCCGCAAAUGUCAUGAAGAUCCUCUCUGAGAACGCCCCAGACAGCUACACACUGGGGGUCAUAGGAUCCAAGCAGAGCCCCUCCCUACCCGUCUCUCUGCCGCAAAAUAUUGACACCUACGCCACACUGACCAGCGUGGUGGCGGACACCGACAAGCAGGAACUCAACAUUAUCUUCGACUCUUUGCUCCAGAAGUGGCCGGAGACUAACGCGUUCCCUGGGACAGAGACUCUUCCCUAUAACGAGUCCUUCCCUGAGAACCAUUCCAGUCCUGUCUACUCAGGCUCAUACAUCGGCUCCCCGCCGGAGACGUACAAAAACGAGUUCCAGUUUUCUCUGGGCGCUCCCUCGGCCUCCCCUUACAAAUCUAGCGAGUUACCCAUGGUCUACCUGAACAAGGGGCAGUUUUACCCCAUUACUCUGCAGGGAGUGGACAACAGCGCCUGUGUGACUGCGACCAAAGUCAAGACGGUGGUGAUGGCCGUGUUCGAGAAUGACAAGUCGCCAGAAAUGCAGCUCCGCUUUUGGAACCACUGGCACGCGCGUCAGCCGACCGUCAAGCAGAGGGUCAUUGAUAUAGCGGACUAUAAAGAAGUAUUCACCGGCAUUAGUAACAUUGAGGAGGUCGCCUUCAAUGCCCUCUCCUUCAUUUGGAACCCCAAUGAAGAAGCAAAGGUGUAUAUCGGCAUCAACUCUCUGAGCACCGAUUUCUCGUCGCAGAAGGGCGUGAAAGGCCUGCCUCUCAACCUGCAGAUCGACACGUAUGACUUCAGCUCCGGGAGCAAUCAGCUCAUACACAGAGCUGCCUGUCAAGUCAAGAUUUUCUGCGAUAAGGGGGCUGAGAGGAAGAUGCGUGAUGAGGAGAGGAAGAGGACCAAGAGGAGAGGGAAGACAACCAAUGACGCCAAUGCCAAAUCUCUAGUAAGCAGCUCCAUGGGCAGCGACUGCACCUUCUUCCGAAUUGUGGAAGACCACAUCACCCAGCCGGUCCUUUUCAUCCCAGAGGCACAUCUGUCCAGCUUACAGCGCAUGGCAACGCCCAUGGACGAGAACGAAAGAACUUCUCGGAAAAGGUUGUACGCUGACAGAGAACAGAAUAGCACUCCACCCGGCAAACAAGCCCGCAGGGACGAUUCCAAUAGAGUUCUGCUGUAUGUGAGGAGAGCUGCCGAAGAGGUUUUCGACGCACUCAUGCUCAGCACGCCAACAGUGUCAGGCCUUCGAGAAGCUAUUUCAGAAAAGUACGGCAUGCACGAAGACACCAUUGGGAAAAUCUACAAGAAAUGUAAACGAGGGAUUUACGUCAACAUGGACGACAUCAUCAUCGAACACUACACCAACCAAUCGGCUUUCCUAAUCGAGAUAUCAGAGGUGGUCGGCGGUCAAUUCCAGGUCACUCUCAUCGAAGUAUGA
Nerophis lumbriciformis (worm pipefish) is the source of this 1701-nucleotide messenger RNA. NCBI's taxonomy places the organism in Eukaryota, Metazoa, Chordata, Actinopteri, Syngnathiformes, Syngnathidae. The record is from RefSeq and is a predicted model, not a curated record.